AUGAUGGGCCUAUUACUUUUGCCUGGCGAGGUACGCAACCUCAUCUACAAGUUCGUCCUUACCUCGAACAGCGGUCAGCUAUUCUGUAAAGAAAAGCGAUCACUGCAACCAACACCAAAUCGCCACAGUAGUACACACGAGACCGAACCCCUAGCAUCAUCAGACAAGAGGAUCGCGCUUUAUUACGAGCAUCUUCGCCCCGGUAGUCUCAAGCUCUACGAAGAUGAAUAUGGGAUAGUAGAAGCUAACCAGCUUCAAUAUGUAUGCCGCUCUCUGCGCAACGAAACCAAAGGCUUAGGCCUGAAGUAUAACAACAUCAUCUUCGUCCGACGCGAGGAGUGGGAGGCGGCUGCCUGCUACCAAUUUGCUCGCUUCUUGCAUCACUGCGGGCCGUAUUGGCGUUCUCGAAUGAGGCUCGUCACACUGAGAUCGGCGUCUCCAGACAUUCCUCCCGUACCAGAAGACCACGAAAUAGAGGAUUCGCGGACAGAAAGCGAAAGAGCAGCUGAGAAAGCUGCAGAUGACGCGUCGCUCGUCGAAUACUUGCGAUCCCCGCUAACCAGCUUCAACCAAAUCGCAAAGUUCUGCACCGACUAUCUGGAAACAAAAGUCGAGAACCAUUUGGACUUCGUGAAUGGAGAAACAUGGUCGAGCCUGUGGCAAAACGGUCUUCUAGCAUUAGCGCAUUGUCGACAUGGCAUCUCGCCUCGUCUGUAUGGGACGAAUACCGACUUGUACUACGAUGUCAUAGAACCGGGGCUCAGGGUUGCUAAAGAAGCAAAUCUGCUAUUAAGAAGACCUGAGAUUGGUUGA
Parastagonospora nodorum SN15 is the source of this 813-nucleotide messenger RNA. RefSeq lists its product as hypothetical. The transcript is spliced from 2 exons. The record is from RefSeq and is a predicted model, not a curated record. The coding region runs from base 1 to 813 and encodes 270 amino acids. NCBI's taxonomy places the organism in Eukaryota, Fungi, Ascomycota, Dothideomycetes, Pleosporales, Phaeosphaeriaceae.